AUGACCGCUAUCGCUAAAGACUUCAUCGAAAUCAAUCUUUCGACCGAUGAGUUAAUGCUGAACGAACUAGAGCGACGCGAUGGCAUUUACUCGUUCAUAUUUCACGAAUUGGAAGUACCCAGAGCUGAAACGCCUACACGCUGUAUAGCGCCCGCCAAAAUAAUAGACCAUAAUUACAUAAAAACAAAAACAACGGCUGGCACUGCCGAUGAAGGCAACAUAAAUGCAGACACUUUGCACGGCAACAGCUUGCCUGAUGAGUUGAAAAUCAAAACAGAAGCUAUUUUCAUUCAACGCUCCCAAAUGGAUGAUACCUCAGGCAAUAUAACCACAACAGCAACAACAGCAGCGGAAGCGGCAACAACAAAAACACUAACAUACUCCAGCUCACCCGCAACAACAUCCUUUAUCAAUACAAUUCCAGUCAUCAGAAGCUUGACGCCAAUCACUGCCUCCACCAGCGCAGCAACAACAAUUAUUGUACCCAGCCUAUUUUCCGCAUCACCUCUAACCACACCACCAUCCACCACAGCCGCCAAUGACAUUGGUGGCACUUUGCCAUGCAUGUCCAGCCUCAGUGGCGUGAGCAUGCGUAGUUAUCAUGAAUACUUGAAGACUUGGCAUCCGCCACCAUCGCUCGUCUACAACAACACCAAACUCUACUCGUAUAUGGCUAAUUGUGGUUUUCGUGUGCGCCUACCGACGCCGCGCUUCUCGCACAUCUCUGCGCCACUGGUACGUAAUCGGCGGCACGCCCUCAAGGAUACGCCUAAAUACAAGCGAAUGUCCGAGUUGUGUUUGUGUACGCCGGUGGCCGAUUUGCGUGCGCUUUUUCCGCACGAUCCGGAUGUACAUGCGCCCUUUGCCGUGGCGGCGGUGACGGCGGCGGCGGCGGAGGAUGUUGUAGCGACGUCGUUGGAGCUGCUUGGCAAUGGCGAAAUCGCGGUGGAUUUGGACAGUGACUGUUGUGGCGAUGUGGCAGCAUUGAUGACAGCUUCGCCGACAAUUAAAUGA
This is a messenger RNA of Rhagoletis pomonella (apple maggot), 1014 nucleotides long. RefSeq lists its product as uncharacterized. The transcript has a single exon. The coding region runs from base 1 to 1014 and encodes 337 amino acids. The record is from RefSeq and is a predicted model, not a curated record. Lineage: Eukaryota; Metazoa; Arthropoda; Insecta; Diptera; Tephritidae.